AUGGAUCAAAAUCCAAUAUUAAUUCAACGACACCACCAUCGCCAGAAUUUCGCACAGAAGGCACCUCCAGCGCCCUUGUUUCUGAUACAUGAUGGAGGCGGAACAGUUUUCUCCUACUUUCUUCUAGAAUCACUUGGGCGUACUGUCUACGGAAUCUCCAAUCCAAAUUUCGAAACUGAGUCAACAUGGGAAAAUGGCAUUGCGAGCAUGGCGGAAUACUACGUCAAUUUGAUCAAAGCUACUUAUCCUUCAGGCCACAUACUUCUAGGUGGCUGGUCUCUCGGUGGUCUUAUCGCUAUCCAAGCGGCACACAUUCUCUCCAAUGAUCCCGAACUGAAAGUUGUUGGUAUCGUUAUGAUAGAUAGCACAUUUCCUGUAGAAGGGCAAUUCAAUAAGGCGCGCAGACUUGCGUUCAUGGCAGAAACAUCUACAAGUCCAGACAUGAAAGAGAAGACAAGAAAGUGUAUGGAUGAGGCUCGAAUACAAAGCAGAGAAUGGAAGGCUCCAUCCUGGCGGAGUUCUGCUACUGAGACCCUGGAUAAUCAUAGCCAGACUAUCAAUGUGCAGAUCCAUGAUCAUGUAACGCCUACGUGCCCUCCUACAGUACUAAUUCGGGCCCUUGACGACGGCUCUAAUAACAGUCGAGAUUUGAAUGAAACGUCUCCUACGGAGACAUCCAACGACAGUGAAACGCAAGCGUUAGGGUUCGACAGAUAUCAGAACUUCAACUUGCGAUAUGUAGUGAAUACUCCAGGUGACCAUUUCAGUAUUUUCAACAAGGAAAACGUUAAGGAGCUGAGCAAAAAAGUCAAAGAGGCAUGCGAUAAGCUUGUAAUGAAGUCCUAG
This is a messenger RNA of Glarea lozoyensis ATCC 20868, 846 nucleotides long. RefSeq names its product alpha/beta-Hydrolase. NCBI's taxonomy places the organism in Eukaryota, Fungi, Ascomycota, Leotiomycetes, Helotiales, Helotiaceae. Gene Ontology annotation, biological process: biosynthetic process. The transcript has 3 exons. Bases 1 to 846 code for a protein of 281 amino acids. The record is from RefSeq and is a predicted model, not a curated record.